This is a messenger RNA of Diplodia corticola, 981 nucleotides long. RefSeq lists its product as uncharacterized. The transcript is spliced from 3 exons. NCBI's taxonomy places the organism in Eukaryota, Fungi, Ascomycota, Dothideomycetes, Botryosphaeriales, Botryosphaeriaceae. The record is from RefSeq and is a predicted model, not a curated record. Gene Ontology annotation, molecular function: ATP-dependent NAD(P)H-hydrate dehydratase activity. Bases 1 to 981 code for a protein of 326 amino acids. Gene Ontology annotation, biological process: metabolite repair.
AUGGCGAACGCAUCAAGGAAGGAGAUCCUCUCCAAGGUCUACAAGAUGAUCCCACCCAUGCUUGAGAGCUUCCACAAGGGCCAAUUGGGACGUGUGGCCGUCAUUGGAGGCAGCGAAGACUACACCGGCGCACCUUACUUCUCCGCCAUGGCUUCAGCAAAGCUAGGCGCCGACAUGUCCCACGUCAUCUGCGAGCCCGGCGCCGGCGCCGUCAUCAAGACGUACUCGCCCAACCUGAUGGUGCACCCGUACAUGCGGCAAACCAAGAACCUCGCCUCUGGCGAAUCAGCCGAGGCCGUCCACGACGAAGUCACCGGCAUGCUCUCGCGGCUGCACGUCAUCGUCGUCGGGCCCGGCCUGGGCCGGGACCGGCUGAUGCUGGACACGGCGGCGCGGGUGCUGCGCGAGGCGCGAAGGCAAAACAUUCCCUUCGUGCUGGACGCCGACGGCCUGAUGAUCGCGCAGGAGCAGCCCGACAUCGUCGACGGCUACAAGGAGUGCAUCCUCACGCCCAACGUCGUCGAGUUCGGCCGGCUGGCCAAGAGCAAAGGGAUCGACGUCGAGGGCGGCGAUCCGACCACCCUCUGCGAGCGCCUCGCCAAGGCCUUCGGCGGCAUCACCAUCAUCCAGAAGGGCUCCAAGGACUUCAUCUCCAACGGCGAGCACACGCUCGUCAGCGACGGCGAGGGCGGCUACAAGCGCUCUGGCGGCCAGGGCGACACCUUGACCGGCAGCCUCGCCACCCUGCUCGCCUGGCGCAAGGCCUAUCUCGACCGCUUGUGGGACCACGACAACGACCUCAGCCCGAGCGAGCUGCUGGCCCUGGCUGCGUAUGGUGGCAGCGCCAUCACCCGCGAGUGCUCGCGGCUGGCCUUCAAGGAAAAGGGCAGAUCGCUGCAGGCGGGCGACCUGACCGAGCAUGUGCACGAGGCCUUCGUGAAUGUCGUCGGCGAGCCUGGAUCGAAGCCUUCUAAGAUGUAA